AUGGCGGACGCAAUCAAUAACGAAAAGGGCCCAAGCUCGGCUCAGAUCGAGAAGGGCAACCUUGAGUAUACUAAAUUCAACCAAGCCGGUUUGCACGACAAAGUCCUUAAUGCUGAGGCGCGACAAGGAACCGCCAACGAGCAUUCGUUGAGCCUGGUUCAAGCCCUUAAAACAUACAAGAGGGCUGCUUUGUGGUCUGUUCUCAUUUCGACCACCGUGAUCAUGGAAGGUUACGAUGUGACUCUCCUCGGUUCUUUCUUCGGUUAUCCUGCUUUCAAGAGGAGGUAUGGUACAUACACCAACGAUGUCAACAAAUGGCAGAUCAGCGCAGAAUGGCAGAUCGGUCUCAACGAUAUAAGUGCAGUUGGUAAUAUCAUUGGCGCACUUCUGAACGGUUACCUCACCCCCAAGUAUGGGCACCGCAAAGUGAUGAUGGGUAUGCUGGUUGCUUUGACCGGUUUCAUCUUUAUAACAUUCUUUGCACCGUCAAUCGAAGUCCAGUUGGUUGGCCAGUUCUUAUGUAACAUUCCUUGGGGCGUAUUUGCUACUACUGGUCCUGCAUACGCUGCGGAGGUGGCACCUCUCGCUCUCAGAGGCUACCUUACUGCGUAUAUAAACCUUUGUUGGUGCAUUGGCCAGUUCAUCUCAGCUGGCGUUCUCAAAGGGCUUGUUAACCUCGAAUCGGAUUGGAGUUAUCGAAUUCCAUUUGCUAUUCAGUGGAUUUGGCCAGUACCUCUGUUCAUUGCAGCUUUAUUAGCACCCGAAUCUCCAUGGUUUCUCGUCAGAACCGGCCAACUUGAGAAAGCGCGUCGCUCACUUGAGAGGCUCUCGCAACCGGAGCACAAUGUCGACUAUGAAACCGCGAUCGCUCUGAUGGUCCACACCGACAAGAUCGAAAAGGAGGAACGAGCUGGUAUCAAUUAUUGGGACUGUUUCAGAGGCACAAAUCGACGCCGUACCGAGAUUGCCUGCAUGGCCUUCCUCUCCCAGAUCACAGAUGGUGGAGCGCUCUGCUACAGUGGCACAUUCUUUUUCCAACAGACUGGUAUUAGCGACGACACCUCCUAUGCUAUUGGUCUCGCGGGAACAGCUAUUGCCUUUGUUGGAGUUAUUGUCUCCUGGGUGUACAUAUCUAAAUUCGGUCGCCGUACAAUUUGGCUAAGCGGUUUCUACGUAUUAGUCGCUGUACUGUUCACAAUCGGAAUUCUAGCAUGCGUUCCAAACCAGACUACAGCGCUUGCGUGGGCACAAUCGUGUCUCUGCCUAGUCUGGCUUGGAGCAUACUCGAUGAGUGUUGGUCCAAUCGUCUACACUAUUGUCGCCGAGAUUGGAUCAACUCGUCUCCGAACACAAACCGUUGUGCUUGGUAGAUCUACUUACUACGUUGGAAACAUUAUCGGCGGAGUACUUCAGCCCAAGUUCAUGUCGCCAACUGCCUGGAACGCCAAGGGAAAGACCGCAUUCUUCUGGGGAAGUUUGUCCUUCUUGACCACUGUCUGGGGCUACUUCCGUCUCCCAGAAACAAAGGAUCGAACAUUUGCCGAAAUGGAUUUCAUGUUUCAGAAGGGCGUCUCUGCCAGGAACUUUGCUUCGUAUCAGAUCGACCAGGAUGAGGAGUUCUUGACUCAUGAGUAG
Messenger RNA from Truncatella angustata, 1635 nucleotides. RefSeq names its product general substrate transporter. Gene Ontology annotation, cellular component: membrane. Gene Ontology annotation, molecular function: carbohydrate:proton symporter activity. The transcript has 3 exons. The coding region runs from base 1 to 1635 and encodes 544 amino acids. Gene Ontology annotation, biological process: transmembrane transport; carbohydrate transport. The record is from RefSeq and is a predicted model, not a curated record. Lineage: Eukaryota; Fungi; Ascomycota; Sordariomycetes; Amphisphaeriales; Sporocadaceae.